AUGGUCCAAGGAAACGGUACCUCCAGCAAUGACUUCACCGUCAAGGCUGGCCUUGCGCAGAUGCUGAAGGGUGGCGUGAUCAUGGACGUGAUCAACGCGGAGCAGGCUCGAAUCGCGGAGGAGGCUGGCGCCGCCGCUGUCAUGGCUUUGGAGCGUGUGCCCGCUGAUAUUCGCGUUGAGGGUGGCGUUGCCCGCAUGUCCGACCCUGCUAUGAUCAAGGAGAUCAUGGAGGCUGUCACCAUUCCCGUCAUGGCCAAGGCUCGUAUCGGCCACUUUGUCGAGUGCCAGAUCCUCGAGGCUAUCGGUGUUGACUACAUUGAUGAGUCUGAAGUGCUCACCCCCGCCGAUGAUGUCUACCACGUUACCAAGUCUACAUUCAAGGUCCCCUUCGUGUGCGGCUGCCGUAACCUGGGCGAGGCCUUGCGUCGUAUCUCCGAGGGCGCCGCGAUGAUCCGCACCAAGGGCGAGGCCGGUACCGGUGAUGUCGUUGAGGCCGUGAAGCACAUGCGCACUGUCAACUCCCAGAUUGCUCGUGCCCGCGCCAUCCUCCAGAAUGCGGCCGACCCCGAGCCUGAGCUGCGUGCCUUUGCUCGGGAGUUGGAGGCUCCCUACGAGUUGCUUCGUCAAGCUGCCGAGUUGGGCCGUCUCCCUGUGGUCAACUUCGCCGCCGGCGGUGUUGCUACUCCCGCCGAUGCCGCACUGAUGAUGCAGCUGGGCUGUGACGGUGUCUUUGUCGGUUCUGGAAUUUUCAAGUCUGGUGAUGCCAAGAAGCGCGCGAAGGCCAUCGUUCAGGCUGUGACCCACCACAAGGAUCCCAAGGUUCUUGCCGAGGUCAGCGAGGGCCUGGGCGAGGCUAUGGUCGGUAUCAACGUGCAAAGGAUGCCCGAGGCCGAUAAGAUGGCCGGCCGCGGCUGGUAA
This is a messenger RNA of Penicillium diatomitis, 918 nucleotides long. Its product is annotated as pyridoxal 5'-phosphate synthase subunit PdxS. Gene Ontology annotation, molecular function: amine-lyase activity. Gene Ontology annotation, biological process: pyridoxine biosynthetic process; pyridoxal 5'-phosphate biosynthetic process; amino acid metabolic process. The record is from RefSeq and is a predicted model, not a curated record. The transcript has 3 exons. The coding region runs from base 1 to 918 and encodes 305 amino acids. Lineage: Eukaryota; Fungi; Ascomycota; Eurotiomycetes; Eurotiales; Aspergillaceae.